Messenger RNA from Capronia epimyces CBS 606.96, 1611 nucleotides. RefSeq lists its product as uncharacterized. Gene Ontology annotation, cellular component: endoplasmic reticulum. The transcript is spliced from 4 exons. NCBI's taxonomy places the organism in Eukaryota, Fungi, Ascomycota, Eurotiomycetes, Chaetothyriales, Herpotrichiellaceae. Bases 1 to 1611 code for a protein of 536 amino acids. Gene Ontology annotation, molecular function: amino acid transmembrane transporter activity. The record is from RefSeq and is a predicted model, not a curated record. Gene Ontology annotation, biological process: amino acid transmembrane transport.
AUGACCACAGAUGACGAAGGCUCAGACGAAUCAGUCAAGCAGUCUCCGAACGGCAAUCUUGAAGGCCAUGCUCCUCUCCUUUCCUCAGCUGAGGAAUCCCCUCCCUUGAACGGAGACGACUCCCCUACCUCUGUCAAUGCGGCUCGCCCUCCUCCUCAGCGACACUCCUCUUUCUACCAGCCUCGCCCCGGUGGUACUCCACGAACGACUCACCGAGUACGGUUUGAUCUCGACGAUCAUGCCGAUGGCGAUCGACGAGAGGAAUGGAUGGACGAGGAGGAUUAUCUAGACUCCCCGAGCCAACAAGCACCACUGCUGACCGACAUCACACCGCCGGCCGAUUCGCCCUUUCGAUCGGUAGCCUUUCACCCCGAGGAUUACUUGCCUGAUGCUAGGCCUAAGAGCGGGAUGCCGAGUGCUUUCAUGAACAUGGCCAAUUCGAUCAUUGGAGCGGGAAUCAUUGGUCAACCCUAUGCGUUUCGACAGGCGGGGUUGACCAUGGGACUUGUCUUGCUUGUUUCCCUCACGGUUACAGUGGAUUGGACCAUCCGGUUGAUCGUGGUCAACAGCAAACUGUCGGGCGCCGACUCAUUCCAGGCCACCGUGCAACAUUGUUUUGGGAAGAGUGGGCUUGUGGCGAUAUCAGUCGCUCAGUGGGCGUUUGCCUUUGGUGGCAUGAUUGCAUUCUGCAUCAUUGUGGGAGACACCAUUCCUCAUGUUCUUGAAGCACUAAUUCCGGGCUUGAGUGAAGUUCCUUUUCUUUGGCUUCUCACAGACAGACGGGCAGUCAUCGUGCUAUUCAUUCUCGGCAUCAGCUGGCCUUUGAGUUUGUACAGGGACAUCGCAAAGCUGUCCAAAGCCUCGACAUUGGCGUUGAUCAGUAUGGUCAUCAUCAUUGUGACAGUGGUCACUCAGGGUGCAGUCGUCGAUCCAGACCUGCGAGGAAGCCUGCGGGGUCUUCUAUUCGUCAACGACGGAUUCUUCCAGGCGGUUGGAGUCAUGUCGUUUGCCUUUGUUUGCCACCAUAAUUCCUUGCUUAUAUAUGGCUCUCUGAAAACACCUACACUGGACCGGUUCAACACAGUGACACAUUACAGCACUUUCAUCUCACUGGUUGCAUGUCUCACCAUGGCUCUUGCAGGGUUCCUCACCUUCGGAGACCGAACCAAAGGCAAUGUUCUCAACAACUUUCCUUCCCAGGGUCACUUGAUGGUUCAGCUUGCCCGACUGUGCUUCGGGCUGAAUAUGCUCACAACUUUGCCAUUGGAGUGCUUCGUCUGCCGAGAAGUGAUGAACAACUAUUGGUUCCCAGAAGAGCCUUAUCAGCCUAACCGGCAUUUGAUCUUCAGCAGUGCUCUCGUGGUCGCGGCCAUGGCCAUUAGCCUGAUGACCUGUGAUCUCGGGGCGGUUUUCGAAUUGAUAGGGGCCACCAGUGCUUGUGCCCUUGCCUACAUCCUCCCUCCGCUGUGCUACAUCAAACUCAGCACCCGGAGUUGGAAGACCAUCCCUGCAGUGGUUUGUAUUAUAUUUGGUUUUGCUGUCAUGACGGUCAGUCUGGUGCUGGCCACGAAAAAGAUGAUCAAAAAUGAGGGCGAGCCCCAUCAAUGCUAG